Molecule: messenger RNA, 1680 nt
Organism: Lathyrus sativus (Indian pea)
Lineage: Eukaryota; Viridiplantae; Streptophyta; Magnoliopsida; Fabales; Fabaceae
Source: the annotation of a GenBank genome assembly
AUGAUAAAAAGGUUGCCGGGUAGUAGGAAUCAGAGAUCCAAAGGUGUUAAGAUAAAGCAUGUUCUGCAGGUUAUUCUGCUGCUUGGUGUGUGCUUCUGGUUGAUCUACCAGGUUAAGCACAAUCACGACAAGAAGAAAGAGUUUGAUAAGAAUGAUUCAACACUAUCAUCGGUCAGAACUGAGACGGAUACGGUUGUGAAACUAGGUAGAAAGGACCUUCAUCCGGUUAAGGAUGAAGUAGAUCAGAAUGAAAAGCAAGAAGAGGAAGAUGAACCUGUUGUAGAGGAUGCGGAAAAUAAACGCGAACAUGGUGAACAAGAAAAACAAGGGAACAAGCAUGAAACUGAAGAAAGAGAAGAACAGGAUGAAGAAGAAAAUAAGCAUGGAACAGAAGAACAGGAGGAAGGUGAAAAUAAAACCGAAGAGAUUGAAGAUGAAGGAGAUGUUGAGAUAGAUGAAAAUGAUCAUGAGAAUGAGAAAUCAGAUGUUGAUAAUGAUCAAGAUGAUGAGGAUGCGGAUGAAUUGAAAGACAAAGUAGAAGAUAGUGAUGAGACGGAGAAUGAAGACAAGGAGGACGAGGAAAAGGGGGGUUUAGAUGAAAAUCAUGAAGCUCGGGAGGAACAUUACAAGGGCGAUGAUGCGUCUAGUGCUGUGGCUCAUGACACUCACGCAACUAGCACUGAAACUGAAUCGAUUAAUUUGACACAGGCUGAUCUAAGCGAACGAAUGAAUAUCAAACAACCAGACAACACAACAAGUUUUCAUUCUGAUGAGAAUAACAGGAUUCAAAAUGAUUCUGAUUUGUCGGAUAGAGAACAUGAAGUGGCAGAUGCAGUUACUUCUAAUGUGACUUCCGGUAAAGAGAUUGGAAAUGACAGUUUGUCUACCGAAACAGCCGAAACAAAGACUGAUAGCCACUUGGAUGUAAGAAGUAAUCUGACAGCAGUGGUUAUUGAAGCAAGCAAUAACUCAACAGGCGCUGGUGAUGACACGGCAAAUUCAUCCGAACAAAUAAAAAGAGUUAUUGUAUCUGAGUCUGAUAAUGCUCAAAAUGCGACAGCUAAUACGACAGUUGCUGGAGAUAUAAAGCAAACUGAGGGAUUAGAGCAGAGUGGCAACAAAACUUCCGAAGGAAACCUGCCUGAUAAUGAUGCAACUGUCUCCAGUAAACCUGAAAAUCAUGAUGCUGAUGCAACUGUCUCCAUUAAACCUGAAAAUCAUGAUGCUGAUGCAACUGUCUCCAUUAAACCUGAAAAUCAUGAUGCUGCUCCGCGAGAAUCUCCUACUCUAGGGGCUAGUGCAUUAGAGAAGACAAUUGGAGUCGUAGCUUCAAAUGAAACUGAAAACAUUUCUGGUAAUCUGGACAUAAAUGUGACCUCUGAUACCACUGAAAGCGACAAAUCCAAAGGUAGCACCGAAACUAAUGAAGCAAACGAAACUCAGAAUACCGACGCCACCAUGGAUGAAAUGUUCAAGAGCAAUACUCAAACACGUGAAACUGAUGAAAAACCAGACUCUUCCAAUGCCAAUGAAAUUCUAGACUCAGUUAUACACGACGCAAUUGAUUCUUCUGACACUCAGAACAUACACGAGGAUAUGGCAACGGCUCAAACUGAUCUUGAUACGUUGCCGGAGAUUCAAACCGAAGGAAACGACGGCGAUGAAAAUUCAGCAGAGUGA